AUUGUAGGAACUACUAGAAACCAUUGUUAAUCAACUGAGUUUUUCUAUAACCUUUAACAUUAAGUAUUUAUGAUUCAGUUUGAUUAUAAGGAAGCUAAUUUUGUGUUUUUUCCUAUGUUUUCUUUGUCUUUCUAUAGUGAUUUUGUGUUUGAAAUAUCACAAGGAAGUAUUCAAGGAUAUCGUGCAAAUUUAGAGUCCUUGUGUCCCUUUUCGUAUGUUGAUGCUAUUGUGCUUGACAUUUGGGCUUUCAUUUUGACUUAUGAAGAAAAGUUCAGGAGGCCAACGUCUGUACGUCGAUUGUUUAUCCCUUGUACUUAUAUCCCUUUUGAUGUGUAUGACACAACAAAUUUUCUUCACCAUCUGCAAAUCAGAUCAUUUUUUCCUGUUGGUGUUUGAUAUAAGGGAGAAGAAUCCAUUGUUGCAUAUUAUCGAUAACAGCUUUGCAGGCUCACAAUUCAACCAGAAGUAU
Molecule: messenger RNA, 469 nt
Organism: Erigeron canadensis
Lineage: Eukaryota; Viridiplantae; Streptophyta; Magnoliopsida; Asterales; Asteraceae
Exons: 3
Coding region: 70-396 (108 amino acids)
Source: RefSeq, a predicted model, not a curated record